Molecule: messenger RNA, 678 nt
Organism: Neltuma alba
Lineage: Eukaryota; Viridiplantae; Streptophyta; Magnoliopsida; Fabales; Fabaceae
Product: vesicle-associated membrane protein 724-like
Exons: 4
Biological process (GO): vesicle-mediated transport
Cellular component (GO): membrane
Source: RefSeq, a predicted model, not a curated record
ACUGGGAUUCUUGCAGCUUACUGUGUUGUUGCAAAGGAAUCUGUUAGCAAGCAGAUCUCUAUUGCUUUUCUAGAACGUGUCAGAGCAGACUUUAAGAAAAGAGAUGGUGGUGGAAAAGCAGAUACAGCUGUUGGCAAAAGUCUCAACAAGGAGUUUGAACCUGUUAUGAAAGAGCAUAUGAAGUAUAUCAUAGACCACACAGAGGAGAUUGAAAAGCUAAUAAAAGUGAAGGCUCAAGUUUCAGAAGUUAAAAGUAUAAUAUUAGAGAACAUCGACAAGGCUAUUGACAGAGGAGAAAAUCUAACCAUUCUUGCGGACAAGACAGAAACAUUGAAGUCACAGGCCCAAGAGUUCAGAAAGCAAGGAACACAGAUCCGUCGGAAGAUGUGGUAUAAGAACAUGAAAAUCAAGUUGGUUGUUCUUGGAAUUUUGUUGUUUUUAGUCCUUGUUAUCUAGCUAUCUGUUUGCCACGGAUUUGACUGUACAAAUGACCCAUGAUCUCUCAGUUUACAUAUAGGUUCUUUUUAAUGAUGUCUAAAUGCGGUAAAUAGGGAAGAAAAUCUGGUUUGACGGGGGAUUUUGGCCACUAAAAAGAAAAUGUUUCCCAACAUCUUUGCUCGCCGGGAUCGUUUAUAGUAUUUACAAGUUCUUAAAGAUAGGAAGGAGAAUGUCACUAUA